Molecule: messenger RNA, 2832 nt
Organism: Synchiropus splendidus (mandarinfish)
Lineage: Eukaryota; Metazoa; Chordata; Actinopteri; Syngnathiformes; Callionymidae
Gene: mdfic
Product: MyoD family inhibitor domain containing
Exons: 5
Coding region: 533-1321 (262 amino acids)
Source: RefSeq, a predicted model, not a curated record
CACUUCAUCUGGCGGCUGAAGUAAACAAUAUUAUCAACUGCUCAGGGAUGAGAACAUGGAACGGUUGCUUCAUGUGAACUUCCACUCGUACAAGAGCUUCGACAUGAACUUGUCAGAUGAUCCGAGAGGAGGAGGGCUGUUUCCACAGCAGACGCCUUGGAAUCCGGAUAUGAUGAAAAUGUUUGAGACGCACUGAUUUGAAAAAAAAAAAAAAAAAAAAAGUCGCACGACGUCCGAAACUUCUGCGCCACAACACAGCAACUUCCCCAGUGCAGACGGACUUUGAGGAACUUGGGUGGGUUUGCUUUCUAACGGCAGCGCGGAGGAGCUAACGAGCAGAUGGAGACGCUGUAGACUGGACAUGUCGGAAAGGUAACGCCAUUUCCGUGCUUGUGAAAAGUGGAUUCAUCCAGGUGGAAGUGAGUGGGUCGGCUCCCGGCGCUGUGUAUGUGACGGUUUGUGAGGAGCUCAGAGGAGUGAGGGCACGGUGGUGGGACUAGCUGUUCUGAGGGAUUGAAGGACCAGGGUCUUCAUGUCCUCGGAGGCUCCUGACCCGCCUGCUGAUGCAGGGCAGAGCGGGGACCCUCGGCCGGAGACCCCGCUGCUGCCAGACGAUGUCCGUGACAAUGGACCAUCAGGAAAAACACUGUCGCCACAGAGUCCAGCAACAGACGGACCGAGUCAUGUGACCAAGGAGAAGCUUAAUAAUUGCAACCCUGUUCGAACUCAACCCCAUCGCAUCUCUCAUUCUACGGACCAAGAACACCCGGCAAACGACCAAAAUGGAAUCCACCUCAAAUCCCCAGUCUCAUCUGGGAUGAGCAGCUCCAAUGGAACCCACCCAGCCAUUGGUGCCACUGGUGCCACAUGCACAUGCCAAUGUGGCGCCACAUCUGCUCCCAUCGCGGAUCUGAAAGUGCCUGCAACAGUAGAGCAACCCAAGAAGCAUCCGUCCACGCCGGUGUCCCAGAGGAUGCAGAGGAAGUUGCGGUCCAGCCUGUCGGUCAACAGUGACAGCAGCCGGCGCAGCAAAGGCAGUUCCACCGGCUCACAGAAACCUCCACUGCCAGAGGACUGCUGUGUCCACUGCAUCCUGGCCUGCCUCUUCUGUGAGUUCCUGGCGUUGUGCAACAUGGUGGUGACGCAGGCGUCGUGUGGCACGUGCACCCCGGAAGCGUGCUGCUGCUGCUGCAGCGAGGAAGUGGGCGACGACUGCAACUGCCCAUGCGACAUGGACUGUGGCAUCAUGGAUGCCUGCUGCGAGUCGUCCGACUGCCUGGAAAUCUGUAUGGAGUGCUGCGGCAUCUGCUUCCCAACAUAAAGGAGGGGGCGGGGCUUGUUCUGGGGCGACAUAUAUAGAUUAUCCUCCUUUUUUGUGAUACAUGUGAAGCAUCCCACAACUGAUUGUGAUGUCUUUCCUUCUUCAAAGUAUUAUUCGUCGUCAGUGUUUUAGUAUUCUGAUGUGGUCGCGCUUUGCUUAGGUAAAGCAAGUAUCUAAAUAACAGUUCAGAAGUACAGAUUUUAAUAGUCUUUUUUUUUGUUGGUUGAUUACAAUACUAGAGAUGCUAACUGUUAGCUGUCCUUUCAACAGCAACCUCCGUCACUGCUGCUGCCGCCACCACAUAGGAUUAGUUAUCCAUACAGUAUUUAAAAGACGACGCCACUAUUUAGUGUCACCUGUUCUGAAGCAUAAACUCCCGCUGACCGUCAUCAAAAAGGUCCUCCAAAUAAAUGAAGACCCCUGAAGGAUGCUCCAAAAUGAGGAGGUCAAUUGUAGCCACAUAUCUUUUCUCCACUCCUCUCUACUGUUUGGUGAGUCAGCUCUUUGGGUUCCAGAAAAAUCCUCAUGGGGGUUGUGUUGAUGUUGAAACUCAUGUUCAAAAGAAAAAAAAAUACUACAGUAUCUGUCACUGUGGCAAAACAGUUUAUUAUUACCCCACUGAUGCAUCCUACCUCUGUCAACACGAGGUAAAAAAAACACUAAAUGAGUGACAAAAUUUUCCUUUUAUCGUAUAAAUAAUUUGACAAAUGGUAAACUAAACUGAAACUGGGAGAAUUAAUGUUGAGAAUUCAUGUCCAUUCUGAUGGACUCACUUGGUGAGACAUCUGUGAAGAAGUACACUGUGCUUCAUGUAUGUCUUUUGUGGCUGUGUUCUCUUGGUUAGUCUGUAGUUCAAUGCAAAGUGCUGAUAUUUAAUCGCUUGUUCAGGAAACAUGUUUUCAUCUCUUCUGUCCAAUGGACAACUGUUAUGCAUUCAGUCAGGUAGGCCAAUGUUUUUACACUUCCGAACCACAUUCCAAAAGUAUUAUAUUUUUAGAGAUUUCAGUAUGUUUUCUCUGAGUUUGUUGGUAAACUUAACUGGACGCAGAGAGAAUAGUCAAAGGAUUUCAUCUCAUUCCUGAAUUUACUGGAGACACUGCACUUUUUUGGCUGAUCGGAAUUCUGUUAAACUGAAUGACAUUCCAGAUGAGUCAUGCAAUGUCGUCUUAUUGCAAGAGAAGAGGUGAGGAGUCACAAAACAUAGAUCAAAGAAAGUGUUUUUAAGUGCUGAACAGUAAUUUUAGCUUCCUAUUUAUCUUUUGUCAUUUCCGAGCAUCUCUCAUGUGUUGACAGAACCACACCGCAGAAGCCAAACCAGAAAGGUCAUCCUUGUGUCUACAUUUGAUAAAAACCAUGUGCAAAAAGUGUCAGAAAUACUUUAUAUAGAUAAUGUGAAGAAUCUAACUUGUAAAACAUCUUCAUCCUCUCGAUGCUCCUUUCUUUGGUUUGCUGUUUAUUUUGUGAAAUAAAAAACAUUUGACUUGGUGUCUUUGUUGUUUGUUUUGUUGCCA